This is a messenger RNA of Anarrhichthys ocellatus (wolf-eel), 2933 nucleotides long. RefSeq names its product F-box only protein 40-like. The coding region runs from base 776 to 2791 and encodes 671 amino acids. Gene Ontology annotation, cellular component: cytoplasm. The transcript is spliced from 9 exons. Gene Ontology annotation, molecular function: zinc ion binding; protein binding; ubiquitin protein ligase activity. The record is from RefSeq and is a predicted model, not a curated record. Lineage: Eukaryota; Metazoa; Chordata; Actinopteri; Perciformes; Anarhichadidae.
UACCAUGCUUCAGAUGCUGCAGGUCCUGCAAACCAAGAAGAAACUAUGAAUCUCAUAGUCUUGCAUGUCAUCACACACAAGGUUACCAGCAGGGUCCUGUGACAUUAGAGUCAAUGGGAACAGAACUACAGACUUAAGCCCACCGCUCUAAGAGAAGGGAAAGCAGAGAAACAUACUCCGUGUACUCCGUCUUGUGCUUUAAAGACCAAGUGUCUCUGUGCGUGUGUGUGUGUGUGUGUGUGUGUGUCUGAGCUAUGUGUGUGUUUUAUAAAUAGAGCCGAGCACUGACUGAGAAAUGUUACACAGUUGGUCAGAAACAUGGUUUGGGUUACCAGCACCCUCAGAGACUUGCAUCAGGAAAUCUCUCCCUCUGAUUCAUAUUGUGGUGCUUUGCACAAUUGAUUUGCAGCUGCAGAGAGCAAAAUUUGUGUUACUUCAUAUCCAAACAGAGUCCUCUAGUGGAGAUUCAAUAAAAAGUGUCAGUGUCACUCCAACAGAAGAUAAGCUGAUGGCUCUGUGCUUGAUGCUGGUGCACAUUCAUUCGGCCCAGGAAUGAAUAGAUAGAAGUUUGGUGGCCGUGAUUGAGUCCGCUGCAGAAACUGAAAGGGGUGGGGGGGGUUCUCCUGCUGAACUUGCUUGGUGCUUCUUGGCUAAUUUUAACCUGGCAGUACAAACAGCACAGAGACCAAAAGCAACGUUAUAAAACGAGGAGGAAGCAACACUUCUGCAGUGGCACCUUGGAUUACAAAAACCUUUGCUUCAGUGUCCUCUAGAUAUGAGUCAGCGUUCUCGAGCCUCCAGGGUGCGACAGCAUGUCCACUGUGAUUCCUGCUACAGCCGGCGCUGCAGGGCUCGGGUGGAGGUCUCUGUGUGCUGUGCGGUCAUCCCCUGCCGCCUGCACUGUGGAGCUCUCUUCCACCAUUGUAAAGAGGAGGAUCACCUGCUGCUCUGCCCCAACGUGAGGGUGCCCUGCCUCAACGCCGAGUACGGCUGCCCGCUCCACCUGCCCCGCUCCUCGCAGGCAGCUCACCUCCAGCUGUGUCCGGCCAGCGUAGUGUGUUGCUCCAUGGAGUGGCUCCGGUGGCCGACCGAUGACAUGAACCCACACGGCGACUUGGCCCUGCAGGUGAACGUGCUGAAGGAAAUCCAGGGGCAAGGGGAGCCUCUGGAUCUUGCCAUGGCCCUGGUGGAUCAAUCAGACCUUUAUGACCGCUUGAAACUGAAGGCUGUCUUUCCAGAGCUGAUCGAAGCAGACGAGGAGGAAAUAAAGGAUGAGAAGAAAGAAGAGACGUCAAUGGGAGGGUCCGUCAACGGUGUCACAGAUGAAGAAAACGGCUUGUGUGAGGAUAACGCUGUCGAAGAGACUCUACAGAACGGAGUGGGGCAAGCCUCAGGCAUCAACAAAGAGAGAUACGACCUGUGUGAGAUGAUGUUCGGCAUGGACAAAGGCGGCUGCGCUGUUGCGCAGGCAAACCAAGACAAUCCCAAGCCAGGUGAGAAGGUCAAGGACAAAGAUGAUGCGCUCGUAGACAUAGAUAAGACUGGUCAGGCCCCGUGGCAGGAGGGGGUGCUGGAGCGUCUGGGGCAGGAGCUUACCUUCGGACAAAACAAGGCCCGUAUACCGAGGGAGGACGAUUUUACCUACGGCAGCCUGGAGCCUAUCCCAGACCAGACCCUGCGCUCUUUCAAGAUCCCUGACAGCUAUCACUACAGCAAGCGGCGGGUUCAUCACUACGACACAAGUCGGCCUCCGAGCGAGCCUCGCAGUGUGGACACAUCCGACCUCGUAUUCAAGGAAGAGGACUGCUUCAGUGAUGAAGCAGCAGCCACCCUGCUGGUCUAUGCUGAAAGGGAGGUCAGGGGUCAUAAGAUCAGUGAGUCAAAUGCAUCCGAUGGGCUUUAUGUCGACGUGGCAACACAGACGCAUUCGUUCCGCACGGCUCCGUUUCAAGCGAAGACGACCCUGGCUGAGGUGAUAGUCGACAGACCUCUGAAGCUUCAUCUUCAGCUGCAGUCAGAGAGGGUGAACAGCAGAAACACCAGAGCCAGCUGUGCCUUCACCUUCCUCUGCGGUCACACCUUCCACCGCAGGGAGUUCCCCACACAUUUCAGGAACGUCCACAGUGACAUCCAGACGAGUCUGAGUGGAUGGUUCGAGCAGAGAUGCCCCCUAUCCUACCUGGGAUGCACCUACAGCCAGAGGAGGUUUCAGCCCUCCACACACAAAGCCAUCGUCUCCUAUGAUCAACAGCUGAGGAGUUUCAACAUGCGUCCCACACCUGUAGCCUCAGUAGGUGACGACUCCCAGCCGUCCAGGAGCUCAGUGGACUCCUCCACCACUCAGAGGAAGAGAGGAGGUCGGGGAGGAGGACCAGAGGACUCUCUGAGCUCGCUGCCCUACGAGGUGCUGUGCCACAUGGCCAGUUUCCUGGACAGUCUGUCCCUGUCCCAGCUGGCUCUGGUGUCCCAGCUGAUGAGGCAGGUGAGCUCCUCUCUGCUGCAGGAGAGAGGGAUGGUCACCCUCCGCUGGGAGAAGAAGACCUACUCGCAUGGAGGAGCCAAGUGGAAGGCCAAACCUGUAUGGGAGUUCAGUCACCUCUUCUCCUCAGUGGAUUCGUGGCAUAUGGCAGACAUCCCUCCCAUAUCGGCUCAUCUAAAAGUCUGUCCUUACUACGAGUCCUCUCUGCAGAGUGACCCUGUUCCCCUCCCAAGCAUGAGUGACAAGCAGGAGUGCAGCCAGGAGAGGAUUAACCUCGUCAACCAUUUUGCAAGAAACAGAUUGCAACAAUGAAAAAGAUCCUUUUCAUUCUACCUGCCACUUCAGAAUGUAUUUGUGUAUUAUUGACACUGAUGGCAGAUUACACUGCACAAGUAUAGGGAUGAUGUUUUAUAACCAGUAUGUCACGAAGCACUACACAGAGCAAAUAAAAUAA